This is a messenger RNA of Oenanthe melanoleuca, 9122 nucleotides long. RefSeq names its product CD58 molecule (gene CD58). NCBI's taxonomy places the organism in Eukaryota, Metazoa, Chordata, Aves, Passeriformes, Muscicapidae. The coding region runs from base 1 to 1173 and encodes 390 amino acids. The record is from RefSeq and is a predicted model, not a curated record. The transcript is spliced from 9 exons.
AUGACAACUUCUGUCUCAGCUGCGAGCUGGAGCUGCGCCCUACGAAUAACAGACCCGCUUCGCGGCAUUACUUGGUACUCCAAGGCUCUGUAUGUCAUCUGCAGGGCACAGCGGAAACGGCCCCCGCGGCUGAAACCCCUUUUCUCCACAGCCCCGGUGAUCCCAGCGGAAGCGCCCACGAGGGCCUCCCAGCAGAAAGCGCCGCCGGCAGCGCAGGGCGCCAGGCUGGGGCGGGACGAGGCGGGGCGCGCCUAUUGCCGGGUUUUGGUUUCUGCACGGGCAGUGAUCGUGCAGGCAGCGAUGUGGCUGCUGGCUUCAAUCCUGUGCUUUACGCUCCUCCAAGCACACAUCGACUGUAUGCAUGUAGUUGGUAUCGUGGGAGAAAAUUUUACUUUUCCAGUACAAAUAGACCAAAAAGUAGUGGAACCUGUCUGGAAGAAAAACAAGGAUAUAGUGGCUGAAUGGGAAGAGCGAAACAAACCGACAUAUUUUGAUCCUCUCCGUAACAGGAGUGUACUUAUGGAGAAUGGAUCCUUGACUAUAUUUAACUUGGAGAAGGAUGAUGCUGGCACAUACAUGCUACAGUAUUGGGAUUCUGUGAAAGAUCACUACUUAGACUUCGAACUUGAUGUGUUAGAUUCCCUUCCAGAACCUAAUAUAAGUUGCAGUACCAGUGAUGAUGAACUUGUAUUAAACUGCACAGCAUGUUUCCAGGGGUCUCUGAGUUACACUUGGAAGCUCAGUAACAAGCCACACAGUUACCAGAACCAGGAGCUUUCCAUCCCUUUGAAGCAUGUUGGUACUACCACCAAAGCUACAUGUAUCAUAAAAUUUUCGCAAACAGGAAGGAGUUCUGAAAUCUCUUUGAUUCAAUGCCUUCCAGAAGAAAAAGGAGACAGAAGCAGAGGUUCUCUUAUUGGAGCUUUUGUCCUUACUGCAAUUAUCCUAGUAGGACUUUUAAUAUUCCUGUGCAGGAAAGGUACAAAUAAACUUGGAACAGGAAGAAGAACUGCUCACGUUAACAAUCCAGUGAAUGGCUCAGGAGAACAUGAGCAACUUUUUUCUGAGAACAGCCAACAGCAGCCUAACUCAAAGGGAGCUGCAUUUUCACAUGCUGUUCAUGAUGAGAAUGAAGAGCCCAAAGAAGUGCCUGCAAGUUGGUGGAAGCAAUAGGCCUACUAGUAGGCUUGUUUGUGUACAGAGUCCAGAUUGUCCAUGUAGCUCUCACUCAGCGAAAUGUGGCAGGAGAGCCAGCACCACAAUCUGGGCGAUGAGAAGGGGACAUUGAGGGCAAGUUUUUUUCCUCACACUUUUCUGUGUGAGAUGUCUCUCUGGAUCUUUGAUCCUUGUGAGGCUGAAUUGUGCAUUGUUGUACUUUGAGCAGAGAAGCACUCUGCACAGAGCAUGGCGAUCUGGUAGCCAUGGCCUCCGACCUGAUUUUACAGGUUGUAAAGCAACAAGGACUGCCCGCUGAAUGUGGCGCAUAUAGAAGUUUCCAAGAGAUUUGCAGAAUCCUACGGGUGAGCUUCAUCUGAUGCACAACUUAGGAGCUCUUUGCUUCCAAGAGAGCAUUCUCUGUAAGAAGACAGUUUGAAUACAGAAGAAUAAAAGGGAGAUAGGCUGCCAAAGGGGGCAGAGCCAAACUGCAUUUCUGUGCUUCUGUUCUGAUAGGGCGAAGAAUGAAGCCAGAGCACCAGGUAUUUUUGUGAAGCUAUACUGGCACAGUUCUUUCUCCGCUCGUAAUGUUGCCGAGAAAAGAGAGGCAGAAUAUGGGGCUGUGUAGCUCUUACAGAGAAGAUGCAUGAUCUACAUGUGUUGUGGCAGAAGCAAAACCUAGGAGCACUUCCCUACCAGCCUAAUGUUUUCUGUAUGAGAAGUAGAAGACAAUUCGCCUCUGGGAGAAUCAAAGGACCCAAUGGCGAAGAACAAUGCCGCAAAGCAGCAGGCUGGUGUGUGCAUAGUACUGGCUGUAGGGCGCAAGUAAGGGGGGUAAGGGGGCAGUUCAAUGAGAGCUACCUUUACUGCUACCUAUUCCUUUUCCAGCCUUCUGUUGAAAACAUUACAUUUGCCAUUGGGCCCCGAGAUGCGGAGAACAUAUUCAUAGAUGCAGUGGGGAAAGAAAGGACACAGUGACUAGGUAAGUUUGAUGUGUCUUAUGCAGGCAAAACAGAAGGUGCUGCCCCACACUGGCUUUUACUUCCAGAGAUUUUUGCUAGGACAGCAGCUGCCAAAAGUUGGCAACUGAGCUACAAGAGUGGAAAAUGUAGACGGCAUGCCUUUGUGAGAAGGAUGGUACAGAGAGGGAGUGGGCUAUGCACUGUUUCAGAGCUGUUUGGAGAACACAUUCUUAAGAAUGCCUUCUCUGUUCCUCAAAACUUUGCAACAGUAAAGGUGUAAGAAGAUUAUAGCUACGUGCAGAGGUGUUCUCAAGCUGCGCCUUACUUUUCCAAGCAACUAGAGCAUUCUCAGCUGACUCCUGUUUUGAGAGAACUUUUGCUGCACUUUUGCAGUUCAAUACGCUGCUCAAACAAGCCUGGUGCUCUGCCAUUUCAUUCUUGGCUUUAUGUGAUCCAGCGAGAACUGAAGCCCAGCCAUGGCAUUCAGAUUUGCCAUGUCUCAGCACAUAUACUAUACAGAAAUACAGUGUGUUGUGCACACUUUCUCCUCGCCUUUAGGUACACUUCUGUCCUUUUUGCUUGGCAGAGUCCAAAGGGCCCAUAUAGCUCUCUCUCAGCAAAAUGUGACAGGAGAGAAGUACUUGCUGGAUUAGUCAUUCUUUGCCCAAGGCAUUCAACAGAGCAACACAAUCUGGGAAAGGAGAAGGAAACACGAAGGACACAAUUUUAUCCUGGAACAUUUUUCUGUGCAAGACAUCUCUCUGGAGCUCCAUUCCUUGCGAGGUUGUAAUUUGCACCAUGGUACUUCAAGCUGGAAAGAAGCAUGCAAAGAGCAUGUGAUUUGGUGGCGCUUUGCAGUUGGUGAAAGAAAGAGGACAGCCCCUUGAAUGCUGUCUUGGUUUGAAGGACAGGUGUCUGCCAAUAAAGGCAGAAGCUUCUCUUUGAAAUGGAGAAUGUAAACCCCUUCCUCCAAAUUAUUAUUAUAAUUUUGAAAUUAAGGGACUUUCAGGCAAAGAUAGGGGAAUUAGGAAUAACAAUUCUUUACUAGGAAAAUUAAAAUAGAAAUACAGUAUUGCAAAGAACAAUCCCAACUCUGACAGAGUCAGAAUGCAACCUGACACCCUGUCAGUCAGGGUGUUGGUAGCAGUCCAAUUAAAUGGUGGCUACAGUCCUCCUGCAAUGGCAGAUGUGGUUCAGCUGAAGCCAGGGUCCUGUAGAAAGGUGCAGUUUUCCUCUGAAGGUCCAGAGAUGAUGUGGAAAGGUCCGGUGUUCCUCUGGAGUCCAGUGGAAAAAUGGAUAACUUGCAGUUCAAAAUCUCGUUUUUUUUAUCUAAGUAGGAAAGACUUGGCUUCUCCCCCUGGCUGGAGCAUCUCCCAAUGGAAUGAUGUAAUUUUAUCAGUCAUACAGUGGGACUUAAUGGCCCAGCAGCAGAUGAUAUUUUCCUGAAGGGAGGAUGGGUUGUGUAGAAGAAAAAUGAUUGCCUCACUUUGUCUUAAAGAUGGCCCAUUAGCAGAUGGUAUGUGCCACGGAGAUAAGGAAUCACUGCCCCAUCUGGCUUCAACAGAUGGUGAUAGAAUACACAUUUCUGGCCACACCAACCCAACACAAAUGGGGUGCAAACGCAAGUGUCAGACGGAAGCUCGGGGCGAGCUUGAUGUGUAGGCACAGUUCUUUCAUGCAAGAUGUAGCCAAGAAGCUUUCUGUUUAUAUUCCGAAGACAAAAAAGGCAGAAUGUUGUGGUACAGAGGGUUUAAAAGAAAAGUGCACAACUCUGGCGUGUUUUGGCAGAAGCCAGACCUAGGAGCAGAGUGUUCUGUGUGAGAAGUAGGAGGUGGUUCACCUCUGUGAGCAUGUAAGUGCGACAGGACACAAAAGGAGAAGAAUGAAGCCGCAAAGCACACCGGGCUACGCUGAGCGCAAGUGGACCGAAUUGUGAAAGUGCAGCAACAGCUCGUUCACAGUGUCAGCUACGAUUGCUCUUGCUGCUUGAAAAAUUAAAGCACUGCCUUUAGGCUUCAUCACACACAACUUGGAGGUUAGCUCUUUGUCCAACUUUGUGUAUUGCAGAGCGUAUGAUCACCCAGAAAGACAAGCCAAAAGAGAAUGUGUUCUUGAAGUACUCCUUCUUCAAGCAGCCAUGAAACUGCGUACAGACUAGAAUGUGUCUGUAUCUUCCUGCUCUGCUAGACAUGCCAUCAUAUUUUUCACUUUCCCUGGCAUCUCUGUUGCCGACUUUCAGCAGCUCCUUUCAUAGAAAAAAAGCUCUAAAAUUAAAAGCAAGUGCAUAUCUGUACCAUCUGCUUGACGCACGUAAACUGCAUCAAAGUCACCAAUGCACCCUAUUCCUACCCUUUUCCACUGAAUUUAUCAUUGUUCUGCCUGGGUGUUGCGGCAGUAAAGUAAAGCAAGUGCAACUGUUUCCACAGGAGGUUGGAAGAAGAGUAGGUAGCAGCACAAGUAGCCUCCUUAUGACUGCCAGUGUGAAUUCAGAAGCCACGCUCCCGUGGCAGCCAGCAUGCUGCUCCCACCAGCCCCAUUGCUGCUCUGUGGCUUCUUUUUGUGCCUUCUGCAACCUGUCACUCCUCUCAUUAUCCCAGUGGCAAAAAAAAUCUCCUACUUCUAGCGCAGAACACUCUGUCAGCUGUGAAGCGCACUUAAAUACUGCAUCAGCCGAAGCUUGCCCAUAGACUUCCCCUAAAUUUUCCCUGAAUGUUGUAGAUUUAAUAGUCCUUAUGAUAAAGUUGUCAUAAAAUAGUGUCUUUGACUGUGGGCUUUUGCAAAACCAUUCUGAAUGCUAGCGAUUGACAUGGAAACUCAAUGGAUAACAGGGAGAUGGGGAGGAUUCAUAGGAGCAGUACUUACUAUGAUCAUGGGUUGAGUUAAAUUUUUUGCAAAUUUUUGCAAAUUAAAGUGAGACAAGGUGCUACAAGCUUUUUGCUUUUGAAGAAAGAUCAUGAAGUUGAAAUGAGGACCCGCAGAUCUUAAAGUGGACAUAGAAAUCAAUCUUUUGCAAUCAGUGAAUGCAGACAUUGCUGCAUCUUAGAGACACAGUGAGUUAACAGAAAAAAGAAAAACUGCCAAAGGAAAGCCCUUUCUUGUAUGGACUAAGUUCACAGGAAAAAAAGCUGUUUAUAAGCCCUUCUCAUUGUUGUCAUUUCUUGCCAAAUGCUUGUAAGAUUUUCCUGGAAGAUUCAAAUUAUUUGACUUGGUUUCCAUAAGUCACUUUUAAGUGAAAGAGAAAGGCUCUUAGUCAACUUUGAGUAAGAAGUUAUAGAAAGUGUUCUGGGAAGAUUCCCCACAGUAAUUUAGUUUAGGUUCCAUUACAAUAAUAGUGAAAAGUAAUGGUAUUUUUAUAGUUACAGUUGGAUUUUCAGUCUAAUUUUAUCUGUGACCUAAUUCCUAUGUUGUGUGAUGGUAUUUUAUUCAAAUUCAUAAUUUUCUGGGUGAUCAUAAGCAGUGUCAAUCACAGUCCAGUUUCAAAUUUUAAAAAUUGUAAUCUUGUACUACAGACUUCACUAUUUAUAUAUGCAGCUAUCUUGGAGAUGGUGCAGUGUCCAUCAUUUCUGCGAAUGGCUGGUUAUCUGUAUUAAAAUGCAGGGAAAUCAUGCAUUUUGAAAUGGCAGUGGCAAUGCAAAUUGUAUAAAAUUUCAUGCCCUUCCAAAAAGUUUUGUUGAUGUUAUGAUUCUAUAUCUUGUUUUAGUUCCUGAUUGAAAUGAUUCUUUGGUCACCUGGAGAAUUUUUUCUGUAUUCUUGGCCAGGACGGCUGGAGAUUGUCCUUUGGAUCUGUCAUCCAUUAAAUUCCUUUUUGGCAGAAACAUUAUUCCCCGGAAACAUGAUCUUUCUGAAGCUUAGUCUUAGGCUAUUGUAUUGUUAUCUGUAUCCCUCUUCCCUAGCAACACUCUCCUGAGCACAGUAGGAAAUAAGUAUUGCAGCAGCCCCCAGAGAGGCUAUAUAGUUGCUGACACUGAGAGAAUUAAAACUAAAUAUCUGUAAGUUAUUUUUUUCCCAGGAAAAAAAACUUCAGAUGUGAAGACUGACUUACUAUCAGAGCUGUUACUUUGUGACCUUGGCGUCCUGUGUUAGAGUAUUUUGUAUGAGUUAUGCCUACAUGUUCAUAUUGAUGCUAGAAUCAAUAUGAAAACAGUUUUGCACAGACUGAUGUUUUGCCCUUCUCUUUUCAUUAUUCAGUUAGUUAGUUCACAUCUGUAUUCAUCUCUGAAUACUAGGCAUGAGGGAAAGAGGAUAUUAAUCCUUCCCCACCAGUAUUUGGACCAAUAGUUCAUGUUUUUCAGAAUCAUGGCAAUUUGGCAAUGUCUGCCAUUUCCACAUAAUUUUCAACGUCCUUUACCUAAUCACAUUAUUUUUUCACUUUUACAAAUUUUUUCCCCACAAGUGUAGGAUUUUUUUCAUGAUUUUCCCUGAUUUUCUUAUUCUUAACAGUGGAAGCUGAUUGUAUGGUUUUCGAUUCUGUUUUAUUAUGGUUAAGGUAUAAAAAGCAAUCAAAGGGGUCUCAUUUUCUGCCUCAGUAACCUAAGUGUUUCCAAGUUAAUUAGGCUUUGAUGUUAUACUCUAAGAAUUCCUGCUUAGUACUUCACUUUCCUGGAAGCUGAUUCUGCUGAUUUUCUGAUAAUAUACUUCUUCACUUAACAAAUAAACUAGGAGGGAAAAAAUUAUGAUGGUGGUUGAAUUUGAUAAGGUAUUAUUAAUACAGAAUGAAAACUGGUAUGUUCUUUCUUCCUCCCAUGCAUGUGGGGAUUUAUAUGCAAGUGGGAAAAAUUAUAAUGUCAAGUCAGUAAUCUAAAUGUCUCUGUUGCUGUUGCUCUUCUCAGAUACUGUACUAUUACUUAGAAUGCUUUUCGUGGACUAUUUCUAUGUUGAUGAAAAUCAUUUUUGAUACAGCUGGCUGGUCUGGGGGUUGAAGUCUCCCCUACAUGCCUUUUUUAAGUGCUCUGAAUUAACACCUGGUAGUAUCACUUUGACUGAAUGGAAAAUUAUGCCUCUAAUUUCGUACCAACAGUGCCCAGGUUUUCUGACAUUUUCUGAAUGCCCUCUCAGUACAAAUAAUGCAUAUUCUAUAUGCUAAAGUGUCUUUCACGUUUCUCUGAGUUCCUGUCUGCCAUCACUCACUCUUGUUUGUACUAUACUAUUUUAAAUCCACAGAGCUGAACAACUUUAAUCUCUAUUCUGUUCUUGACUGGAUCUAUAUUAAAAAAAAUCCAAGCCUGUUCUUAAUCUUAUUUUGCAUCCAAACAAAUCCAAGAAUUCUCAAAGAUUAUAAAAGGAACAAAAUCUUUUAAAAAACCCCAAAGAAAUUGGAAAAUGAAUGUAUGUACUCAUCCAUACAUACUGAGCCACUGGCUACACCUUCAUUAAGUCUUAGCAUAAUUCAGAAACAUUUAAAGUUGGAAAAUGCCAUUGAAUCCAACCAUAAAAUGUUUUUUGCCACCAGCAUACAAAAUUUUUGCUUAGUCUUAGUCUUAGUCUUUGCUUAGUCUCUUAGGAGUCAGAUAUCCAGACUGUCAUGGCUCAGGUGACUGUUGUUUUUAGCACUAUUGCUGACAAAGGGCCAUGCCAGUCUUUCUACUUCCAACAGGAAAUUCCACCCUAGAAAAUAAAUUCUCAUGGAGAAAUGUACUCUAUUUGACUGCACUUUAGGAAAAAACAGUGCACAAAAUCUCUUAAAGAAGUAAUAUACACCUUACUCUAAGUAGCAAGCGUUUUCUGAACUUUGACUUUCCUGUAUUAAGCGUUUCUGGAAUAAACUCUCAUUUUGUAGAGAGUAGGCAAAUAAUUAUUAGCUUACAUGAUUUCACAGUGAUAAAUUUUGAAAACAAGAUUAUUUUCCUGAGUGUUUAAAUAACGUCCAAAAAAAGCUGUGGUUCAUACUGGAAGUAUAAAUUUUGAGAGUUACAGGAUAUUUGGAUCCAGAUGACAUCUGGGAGAAGUGGCACAUCCUGCACAACACCUCUAUAGAUAAAUAUUUACAAGUGAGGACACUUCAGAAAGAGAAAAAACUGACAAAAGGAAAAUGGUGUGGAACUUCCUCUCUUCCAUGCUAUACUUCUUAAUUUGCAUAAUAGCCUGAUGUGUUAACACAGAAACCUGUAAGAAACUGGAAAGAAUUAAAAACCCUUUAGAAGCAUUGGAUUAUUUAUUCAGUGUAAUUUUGCCUGGUGCUUCAUAUUUGAAGAACAGCUGGGAGACAGAACACUCAAAAUGCAGAUAAUUUCUGGAAAUUUCUAAGGCAGUGUAUCAUCUAACAUGUUGCUUUUUCCUUACUUCACCUAUUGUCCUUUAAGAAAUACCAGCUGAGUGACCCUCUUGGCAUAAUGUUUGAAUUUAAAUUCUCAAAAUAUAGUCAUAUUUAAGACAUACAUGCAUUCAAUUAGAAUGGGUGUUGACGAACCAAUCUUUCAUACAUAAUGGAAACUACUUCAAUUUCUAUGCUACUCAUUCAAUUAUUUACACUCCAAGCUAGGAGUUUUCUCAUAAAACUUUUCUGUCUUUAUUUUCCACACCCCAAGAAGUAAAAUUCAUGAGUUUAGGAGGUAGUGCAAGAAUUGCUAUAACAAAACUUUCUUAAAUUUCAUUGCAAUAAUUAAAAAUGUCGAAUCUUUAGAUGAACUGAAGACAAGACAUAGCAGUUCAGUUUAAGAGCGUGACAGAUGCACUACAGGAACUAGGAAAUCCCUGGGAAAUUUCACGGAAUUGAUAGUUUUAACUUACAGAGUUUAUUUAGGCAGAAGUUUGGAAAUACCAGCAUGUAUCAAAGAAAGAGAAAUUUGGUGAAAUUAGCCCAUUCGGGAAUGAUACAGAAUCAAAAUGGAUCAAGACAACUAGAGUUGCAAAGCACAAUGUCCAGGUGGCUUUAGAAUAUUUCUGAGGAUGAAGGCCCUGCAACGCCUCUGAGGCAAUUAUGGUGGUGCUUAUUCACCUUCACAGUAAAAACAGGUCUCUGUGUUCCUGAUGUCUGACAGAAUAAACUGUGUUUGUUCGUGCCUGUUA